Fonsecaea erecta is the source of this 750-nucleotide messenger RNA. RefSeq lists its product as hypothetical. NCBI's taxonomy places the organism in Eukaryota, Fungi, Ascomycota, Eurotiomycetes, Chaetothyriales, Herpotrichiellaceae. The record is from RefSeq and is a predicted model, not a curated record. The coding region runs from base 1 to 750 and encodes 249 amino acids. The transcript has 3 exons.
AUGGUAUCGAACAAAUUCUUCGCCAUCGUCGCUGGUAUCGGCCCGGCCACAGGGCGAUCGAUCGCUCUUCGUUUUGGCGAAGCGUAUCCUGUUGUCCUGCUAUCUCGUCGGCCGGAGAGCUAUCAGGACGUCGUGGCCCAGAUCAACAAGACUGGCGGGCGGGCGAUCGGGAUUUCCACGGAUGUCACCGACGAGGCGUCUCUCGCUGCGGCACUCGAAACAAUCAAGAAGGAGUUUGCGGGUUUGCAGCUCGCUGCAGCUAUUUACAAUGUCCGGCCUAACUUACGGGGGAGCCGCAAGCCCUUCCUGGAACUGACAUUGGACGAUUUGGACAAGAGCCUCAACGGCAAUGUCCGCGGUCUCUUCAUCUUUGCUCAGACUGUAGUGCCGCUGCUUCUCCAAUCUGUGGAUAGUUCGCCAUUGCCGCCCACUUUCAUACUCACCGGGGCAACUGCAUCCAUGCGCGGCUCCAAACUCUGGUCUGUGAUCGCGGCAGGGAAGUCUGGGGGGCGUAUCCUGACGCAGUCCCUGGCCCGGGAGUUCGGCCCGGCGGGAGUCCACGUCGCACAUGCCAUCAUCGACGGCGGCAUCGAUGAGCCCGAUGCCGCGCAUGCUGCCAGUAAUGACGCAACUCCGGAUGGAAAGUUGAGCCCUUAUGCUAUCGCUGAAAGCUACUGGAGUCUGCACACGCAACACAAAUCAGCCUGGACGCAGGAGAUCGACUUGCGACCUUUUAACGAGAAGUUCUAG